Molecule: messenger RNA, 1871 nt
Organism: Macrosteles quadrilineatus (aster leafhopper)
Lineage: Eukaryota; Metazoa; Arthropoda; Insecta; Hemiptera; Cicadellidae
Gene: BORCS6
Product: BLOC-1-related complex subunit 6
Exons: 6
Coding region: 191-949 (252 amino acids)
Biological process (GO): lysosome localization
Cellular component (GO): BORC complex
Source: RefSeq, a predicted model, not a curated record
CAAUAUAACCUCAACCUCAAUCUCUCUUGUUGAAAGGAGCAAAACAGUCAAAAUAUGCAAUUUUCACUACUUUAAUAAAUAAAUUUACUAGGUACAAUGAUAUUUAAAGUACAUAUGUGAAUCAUUUAAUCCGUAUAAACUGUGAAAAAAUGUACGGGGAAACAUAAGUGGAAAACUUAUUAAAACUAAAAUGGAAACAUCUAAUGAAGAUAAUCCUGCUGGAAUAGAUUUGGAAGAUGAAGUGGUACAUGGAAUGACAGCUUCUUACACAGAAAUAUCAUUUAAUACUCAGUCUUCAGAACCAGAUGAUUCUGUAUUAGAGGACCUUCAUGAUUCCAUUCAAGAAGUUGAUGCAAAUGGUGAAUCAAAAGCAUCAUUUGAAAGACCAAAUAAAUUACCUCUAAAUAUAGAAGAGUCUCAAAAGUCUGCUACUUCUUCAAGUACAAAUAGAGCUGUAGAGUUUCUCAAUCAACUAAAUGGGACUAUUACGCAAGAUGGUGAAAUGGUUUCCUUUGUUGCUGAAGAUUUAGAGACAAAAAUUAAGCUUUCUAGUCCCAUUAGUAAAAUUGAAGAUAGCAAAGUUUGGGGAAGUGGAAUGCCCUGGCUCUAUCGGCAGACAUUGGCUAGUCACAUUCCUGCUAUCAAUUCAACAAUCCUGACCGACCUCGAAGUCGAAGUGGGAAAGAUUGCAUCUUCUGUUGAUUCGCUGACUGAAAAUCUUGCUGGGAUCCUCCACAGUAUGUCAGCACUUACUGUUGAGUGCCUCGAGACUCACAGAGAUGUUGUCUGUAAGACUUGUGAUGCAGUCGAUUUAAACAUCAAAUCGAUGUACCAGCUUAUGGCUAAGUGUGAAGAACUGAGCAAGUCCAUGCAGCCCAUGUACAAACUUGCAGAACAUAUUAAGGAAAUCAAGCAUUUUCUCGAUAUUUUUGAAAACACCUUAAACUAAGGAAAUGAAGACUGCUACUUUGUAAAUUGGUUACUGGACAGAGCCGCAUUUCUCACUAGGCCCAGGCCAAAGGCGCAACAUUUUAGAGGGCAAAAAGUUUUAAGGGGUGCAAAAAAAACUAAGCUUAUAUUUUUAGAUGCAACGCAGGAAGGUCUUUGCGUUGCAUCUUACAUGACCCUAUUUCGUAGGCCGUGACAAUCGAAACUGCAACAAUCCCACUUACUGACAAUGUCACCUGUUUAGUAGCUACGCUAUUAUGACUAACUUUAAUAUGACAAUAAAGGGAUAUUUAAUUAGAAUUUUUUGCAAUCAAGUCACAUUGGUUCAAGAUUAAUGGCGCUAGCAAUUUAGAAUUUUCACAAAUUAUGCCUGUAUAUAUUAUUUGCAGGCUGUAUGAUUUCAAUACAUUUGUAGAAUUUGCAAAUAUUUUCCAUUAUACAUGUAUUGUGUGCGAGUUUUAUUUGAGAGUCAGUAUCAAAAUAAGUUGAAGAACUCAUAUUUUACAGUUUUUUUUACAUUGAAUGCAAUCCAAAUAUCUAUUUGACAAUAAUUCAUUCACAGCUGGUGGGUAGGCUACAUUUAUACUUCCCCCCUCAUAUCGUUAUGUACAGGAUGGGAUCGGGAUUGCAGGCCAUUGUGAGAUGGGGGCGCUCUUUGGUCUGUGGGCCUAGGGCCACUGAAUAGAAUGGCUAAAUGUGGCUCUAGAUGUUACAUAGCAUUCUUAAGUUUUAUCUAUUUUCUCCAGUAAGAAAUUUUGUGAUUUUGGAUUUGUAUUUUGAUUUUAAAAUGUGAUUUAAAUUAACUUUAGCAAUUAGUUUGAAAAACAAAGAAAUAAUGUUUUAAAUGAUUAGUUGUAAGGCCUUUUGAAUGUAUAGAAACCAUUUGUGGAGGUAAAUGUGCAAUAUAGGUACUUCUCAAAAAC